GGAGUACUGUAAAAAGCAAACAGCAGUAGCACGAAAUAGGCCUCCUCUCCUGGGAGAAAGAGAGCGAGAGAGAAAGAGGGAGCGGGCGGCUUUGGCGAGAAAAGGGGGCCAUGCCUUCCUCGGCGGAGAUGGAUUUGAUCACUGCCAAGCCACCCACGAAGGGAAGGAGUGCUGCGUAUCUUAUGUGCUGGCUUUUGGGACUUGGAUCUUUGUUUACUUGGAACAGUAUGCUCACAGUCAUGGAUUACUACUCCCACGUCUUCCCGGACUAUCAUCCUUCGCGUGUUCUUACGCUCGUCUAUCAGCCUUUUGCUUUCAUCACAGUGGGAAUUCUCACAUACUACGAGGCUAAAGUCGAUACGCGAUUCAGGAUCUUGUUUGGUUUUUCGGUGUUCUUCGUAUCGUCGACGCUCGUCCCUAUUCUGGACUUGGCAACCUCCGGCCAUGGAGGCAUCGGACCUUACAUUGGAGUGUGCGUCUUGAGCGCUUGCUUCGGCCUUGCCGAUGCAUUCGUUCAAGGUGGCAUUGUUGGAGACUUAUCUUACAUGCAUCCAAACUUCCUCCAGUCAUUCUCAGCAGGACUCGCUGCUUCUGGUGCUGCUACCUCAAGCCUACGAUUGAUCACCAAAGCUUCGUUUCCAGACACGAAAGUUGGACUUCGCAAAGGAGCUCUGACUUUCUUUUUCAUCUCGGCUUUCUUCGAGCUCCUGUGCUUGAUCCUCUACGCCGUGGUUUUCCCAAAGCUUGAGAUGGUCAAACACUACCGGAAAACUGCGGCUUUGGAAGGUGCCACCACAGUAAACGCUGAUCUUGCUGCAGCCGGAGUCGUCGUCACUGAUCUCGAAAAGGACUCUGAAAAAGGAAACACCAGGCUUUCUAGCCUCGCUCUUCUCUCACAAAAUGUCGACUACGCAUUUGAUGUGUUCGCCAUUUACGUUUUAACUCUAUCGAUCUUCCCGGGAUUUCUAGCCGAGGAUACGGGAUCACACAGCCUGGGAUCAUGGUACGUUGUUGUUCUAAUUACGAUGUAUAACUUGGGAGACUUGGUUGGAAGAUAUCUUCCUUUGAUCAAAGCCAUCAAGAUCAAGUCGAGAGUGGGAAUUUUGGCGGCCGUGGUGGCGAGGUUUGCUUUUAUACCUGCCUUUUAUCUCACGGCCAAGUAUGGUGACCAAGGAUGGAUGCUCAUGCUGUGCAUUCUCCUCGGAAUCACCAAUGGACACCUGACUGUUUGUGUUCUUGUUGAGGCCCCCAGAGGCUACAAGGGACCGGAGCAAAAUGCUAUUGGAAACAUUCUUGUGUUUUUUCUACUUGGAGGAAUUUUUGCGGGUGUAACCCUUGACUGGCUGUGGCUAAUUGGGAAGGGCUGGUGACACUAAUUCAAUUAUAUAUGUACAUACUGUAUACAUUAAAAUCAGUCCCAAAUGAGUCCAUAUAGCCAAGGUAAUAUAUGUAUAUACAUAUACAAACUUUACAAUUGAUCGUUUCCAAUUUA
Selaginella moellendorffii is the source of this 1492-nucleotide messenger RNA. RefSeq names its product equilibrative nucleotide transporter 3. Gene Ontology annotation, cellular component: plasma membrane. The record is from RefSeq and is a predicted model, not a curated record. Lineage: Eukaryota; Viridiplantae; Streptophyta; Lycopodiopsida; Selaginellales; Selaginellaceae. Gene Ontology annotation, biological process: nucleoside transmembrane transport. The coding region runs from base 111 to 1370 and encodes 419 amino acids. The transcript has 9 exons. Gene Ontology annotation, molecular function: nucleoside transmembrane transporter activity.